Molecule: messenger RNA, 669 nt
Organism: Triticum turgidum subsp. durum (durum wheat)
Lineage: Eukaryota; Viridiplantae; Streptophyta; Magnoliopsida; Poales; Poaceae
Source: the annotation of a GenBank genome assembly
AUGGCGUUUGACGUGAUGUCGAGUUGGAGCUUCGUCCAGGCGUCCUCGAGCAGCGCCUGGCGGCUGGUUCUCUCCCGAGGUGAGCUUCCAUGGUGGAAGUCGACAGCGGGUGGUAGAUCUGGUGAUAGCUUCCUUAAUAAGCUCGAAUCUUUCCUUGAUCUGGAGGAUCUCCGUCGCCUUGUUCCAUUUGUUCGUCGCUGUCGUGGAGAUGGGGACAGAAAGUGGAAGAGGUGGAGCGCAAGUUUGUUUCGAUUGGGUUUGUGCAUAUUCUCAUCAGUGCUUGGAGUGGAGCUACGGCGCCCACUGGAGCUGCCGGUCUCCGACGCCUCCCAGGUGACCUUUCUGGCCGAAGGGCGGCCUGGUGAAGCCAUGCUGGCUUCGUUUCUUCCUCCUGGCUUGAUGCCAUUUGAGAGGCAGCUGUUCAACUUCAACAUGGAGUCCUCUUCUUCCAUCUUUGUCCAGAGAUGGAGUAAUGGCGGUCCGGUGAUCCCAAGUGGCCACGUCCCCGGUGAUGGCCGGACUGGAUCUACGCUGGAGUUGAGUAUUGGACCCGAUUGUAAUCUUAAUCAUCAGGACGGGGUCCUCCUUGUUAGUUUCAGGGACUAUGAUGUAAUUUCCUUUUCUUUUGAGUCCUGGUAUGAGCUCUGUACUGCAGCCGCUGAUAGUUAA